AUGGAGAGGAGGAUGAGUAGGGCUCGCAGCAGCGGCAGCAAGCGCGCGUCCGCGCCGCCCAAGGUGGUGGCGGUGCUGGCGGGCCUGCUGGAGCGCGCCGCCACGCGCGGCGACGCGGACGGGUCGGCUUCGGCGGCGGCGUUCCGGAGCCCCGGCGGGAGGAAGCCGGAGAUCGGCGUGCGGCGGUACGCGGAGCGGAUAUACCGGUACGCCGGGUGCAGCCCCGCGUGCUUCGUGGUCGCCUACGCCUACCUCGACCGCCUCGCCGCGCCGGCGGAUGGCGAGGAGGGGGAGGGCGUGGUGGCGGUGGACUCGUACAGCGUGCACCGCCUGCUCAUCACCAGCGUCAUGGUCGCCGCCAAGUUCAUGGACGACAUACACUACAACAAUGCCUACUUCGCACGGGUGGGCGGGGUGGAGGUGUCGGAGAUGAACGGGCUGGAGCUAGAGUUCCUCUUCGCGCUGCGCUUCCGCCUCAAUGUCACACCGGACGAGUUCGCCUCUUAUUGCGGCACGCUAGAGGGGCAGCUGACUACGACCACGACACCUCCGUUGUCGCCGACGCCCUCAUUGUCCCCAACGCAACCGUUAAUGAUCUCGCCGGAGGAAGAAGAGAGCCGGCGGCAAGAGCAGGGGAAGGUCGAUGUCGCGGUUGUGGCGGGCAUAACUACCUUCACGGUUGCUCGGUUAUCGGUGGCCGAGAUCACCCAAUAA
This is a messenger RNA of Lolium rigidum, 714 nucleotides long. RefSeq names its product cyclin-P4-1-like. The transcript is spliced from 2 exons. Gene Ontology annotation, biological process: regulation of cyclin-dependent protein serine/threonine kinase activity. The coding region runs from base 1 to 714 and encodes 237 amino acids. Lineage: Eukaryota; Viridiplantae; Streptophyta; Magnoliopsida; Poales; Poaceae. The record is from RefSeq and is a predicted model, not a curated record. Gene Ontology annotation, molecular function: protein kinase binding.